AUGGAAAAUCAUAUUAACUUUGUAACUUCAUGGUUGAAAGAUGGAUCCUCACAUACGGUAGACGUACUUACUAUUUAUGGUAUAGGUGGGAUCGGGAAGACAUCUUUAGCAAAAUAUGUCAAUGGGCUAUAUUCUCAUGAAUUCAACACAAGCAACUAUAUUGAAAAUAUCACUACGAAAUGUGAUGGAAAGUUUAAUGGGUUGCUUGUUUUACAAGAACAACUCUGUAAGGACAUUUCAAAAACAAGUUCAAUUAAAGUUCAUGAUGUUUUAGUAUACACCGCAAAGAUAGAUAAUGCAUUAGCACGUAAAAGGGUGUUUCUAGUUCUUGAUGAUAUCAGUACCCUUGUUCAGUUGGAUGCACUACUUGGAAGCAAAGGCUUUCAUCCUGGAAGCAAAGGUAAGGGAAAUCUUCUAGGCCUCACCAUUGACAUGUGCAUGCUUGAGAAAGAGAAGUUAGGUGUAUCAUAUGAGCUGUAA
Molecule: messenger RNA, 480 nt
Organism: Lactuca sativa (garden lettuce)
Lineage: Eukaryota; Viridiplantae; Streptophyta; Magnoliopsida; Asterales; Asteraceae
Product: disease resistance protein RML1B-like
Biological process (GO): defense response
Molecular function (GO): ADP binding
Source: RefSeq, a predicted model, not a curated record